AUGUAUCUAUCUAUCUAUCUAUCUAUCUAUCUAUCUAUCUAUCUAUCUAUCUAUCAAUUUGUUGUGUUAUGCCAUGGUUUAAUCCUUAACAAGAUAGUUUGGCCGACUAUGACAGCUGUCUCUGUCAUGCUCGAUUUCCAACACAACACAAAUGAAAUGCGUCAUUUGCUUCAUUUGAUUUCGCUUACUAUUUUUUCUCAUCUUUUACUCUUUCUCUUCUCUUUCAUUAUUGCUUGUCCGUUAAUAUUUCGGCACUCCCCCUAUUUUUCCCAGCGCCAUCUUCUUGUGACCCCGACUUUCCCGGUUGCUUUAUUUCGCUACACUUGUAUGCAACACAAUUCAUUGCCAAUUACUAAUGGCUGCUGGCGGAGUGAUUUCACGGUGGUAAUUAGUCGUCGCUAUUCGACCGGAAGUGCUUCCACCGAAGGUGAGAGGCGGGCUGCAGCCAUUAAUAGCCCCAAUUAUAACUGA
This is a messenger RNA of Acanthosepion pharaonis, 471 nucleotides long. The record is from the annotation of a GenBank genome assembly. NCBI's taxonomy places the organism in Eukaryota, Metazoa, Mollusca, Cephalopoda, Sepiida, Sepiidae.